Messenger RNA from Caenorhabditis bovis, 771 nucleotides. NCBI's taxonomy places the organism in Eukaryota, Metazoa, Nematoda, Chromadorea, Rhabditida, Rhabditidae. The record is from the annotation of a GenBank genome assembly.
AUGAUUGUUUUACAGCUUACUCUUCUUUUAUUUUUCGAGUAUGCCAAUGCCGAUGAUUCUUAUGCCGAAUACAAUGUUCCGAAUUAUAAUAUCGAUGGCAGCUAUGGAGUCAAACAAGAACCGUAUAUGGAUCUUCAACCCAUUCCGGUCGAACCUUAUAAGACACAUGACACUAUGGGACCAUCUCAAAUAGCAUCCAGUUGUCUAGCUCGAAUUCGUCUUGCUGCCUCGUUCGAUCAUUCGAUUACGUUCCAAAUCAAUCGAUAUAUUGACGCGAUGCUGAUCGAUCGUCUCCGAUCUUUUGUGUGUGAAAAAACAGCAUUCUUCUGUUCGGAAGAAGAGCAACGCGCAGUUGGAGACAUGUUCAAUCAGUUCGACAAAUCCAUCGAGAUCAUCGACACGGUUCGUCGUCAAUUGAGCAGCACCGAAAAGGAUCAGUUGAAUAUGAUGGAGAAUCUCAACGACACACUUGCCGAGCAAUCAUUCUACAUUUAUAAAUUUCAUCUACUUAAUCCUAUGGAUUUGGCCGUUUUGGUGGCGGCAAAACAAUCAUUGACGAAAUAUUUAAGCGAAAAUGAACCCGACCCUCAAUUGAGUGCUGCAAUGGGAACAUUUACUGCACAGGAUUUAGCUCGACUGCAAGGAAUGUCGCCUUCAACAUUGAUCGAUGACGUUCGGCAACACCUUGCGCGAUGUCGGAUAACCGAAGAACAUAUCAUUCAGGACACUGUCGCCUUUCUUCAAUCUUUGCGUCUUUCAAAUCCAAAUUGA